This is a messenger RNA of Trametes versicolor FP-101664 SS1, 1614 nucleotides long. RefSeq names its product glycosyltransferase family 22 protein. Gene Ontology annotation, molecular function: alpha-1,2-mannosyltransferase activity. The transcript is spliced from 6 exons. The record is from RefSeq and is a predicted model, not a curated record. Bases 1 to 1614 code for a protein of 537 amino acids. NCBI's taxonomy places the organism in Eukaryota, Fungi, Basidiomycota, Agaricomycetes, Polyporales, Polyporaceae. Gene Ontology annotation, cellular component: endoplasmic reticulum membrane. Gene Ontology annotation, biological process: GPI anchor biosynthetic process.
AUGCGUAAUCUACCACCAGUUGCCCUUGCAGUUCGCAUCGGAAUAGCACUUGCGACAUGCACAUUCUUUCAACCUGACGAGUACUACCAGUCGCUGGAAGUCGCCCAUCAUCUCGUGUUCGGCUACGGGCAGCUUACCUGGGAAUGGCUUACGCCGAAGCCGAUACGGAGCAUCGUGUACCCCGCGCUGAAUGUACACAUAUACUGGUUGCUCAAGGUGCUUAGCCUGGACGACACCGCUGCUUUGAUCUGGGGCCCUAAGCUGCUGCACGGUGCGCUCGCGGCUUGCACAGAUAUUUGGCUUGCUCGCCUAACGAGAAGGACCAUUGGGGAGAGGUACGUGGACGCAGCUGUACUGUUCUCCUUGACAUCGUUCUUUCAUGGCCUGUCGCUCUCGCGUUCCAUCUCAAACUCUGCGGAGACGUCUUUGACAACUAUGGCUCUGAGCUUUUUCCCUUGGGAUGUCAACAUGCCUCGAUGGAGAACAGACCUUCAGAAAGCCUUGCUAUGUGCUGCGUUGGCCUGUGCUAUCAGGCCCACAAACGCAGUUGUAUGGGUGUAUAUGUUCGGAUGGCUAUUGUGGACGUUGCGCAAACGGCGAAGUGAAGUCCUGACAGUCGUAUUAAGCGCCUGUUCUACAGGGGUGUUGGUCCUCCUCGCACUCAUUGGUCUGGAUUCCCUCUACUACGGCCAGCUUACCUUGACACCAGUCAACUUCCUGCUCACGAACGCCUCCUCCGUGUCCUUGUUCUAUGGGAGGAGUCCUUGGCACUACUACCUCUCGCAAGCGCUUCCUCUGCUUACCACCACAGCGCUUCCCUGGGUUCUUCAUGGUGCCAAUCUUGCAGCUAGAUCACCGGCGCCGGCGCCCCUCAGGGUUCUCCUCGGACUCUUGGUGUGGACGAUUUCGGUUUACUCCUUCGCAGGCCACAAAGAGUGGCGCUUCCUCCAUCCCCUUCUCCCGUCCAUGCAUGUCCUUGCGGCGAAGUCGUUCGUGGACAGCCGCGGCGCCAAAGGCAGUUCGCGCUCUGGCCCACUAUUGGCUCGUCGCGUCUUGAUAACGCUUUCCGUGCCCGCCCUGAUUUACGUGACUUUUUUCCAUGAACGUGCCCAAGUUGCCGUCAUGCAUCACUUGCGACAUCUCGCGCCCGAGACCUCGCGUUCCAUCGGGUUCCUUAUGCCGUGCCACUCAACACCAUGGCAAGCGUACCUGCACCGGCCUGACCUAAACAAUGACGGUGUGCUGUGGGCGCUGGGUUGCGAACCCCCUCUUCAGGGUCAGGACGUCACCGAAUAUCAAGACCAAACAGACGUCUUCUAUGCAUCGCCACUGGAAUACCUCGAAACCCGAUUCCCCGACCGAGUAAACGCAACAUUUCCGCCUUCCUUCCUACCCCGGUCGAAACCGGGCGUGGAUGCAGGAGAAAUUCACCCGUGGCGACACGAAUGGCCGCAGAAUCUAGUCUUCUUCGGGGCCCUGUUGGACGAUCCUGACGUCAGAAAACUUCUUCUGGCCCUGGGCUAUGAAGAGGAAUGGAAGGCCGAGUACGGCUGGGAGGGAGACUCGCGCAGGCGAGGCGGGGUCCGGGUCUGGAGGUACCGCGAUCAUAUAUAG